AUGAUCCAGGUCUACAGGGGUCAGCAGGACGGGUUCCCAGCGCCGGCAUUUGGAUCGUAUGAAGCAUUAGGCCUGGACAAAGAUGUUUGCACUGAUCGUUACUCCCGGUUUGGAGCAUAUGGAUAUGACGAGGAUAGCGAGGACGAGGUGCCUGGCUUCACACGCCCUCCGCCAGUGCUGUGGUGGGAGGUUGAUUGGAACAGACUACAGUCUCUCUGCCUGGAAAGAAAUGCCAACAGGUACAAUUCAAUUGACACCGUGAGCCCUUCAUCCCAGGGUCCACUUGCCAUCGGUCUCCCUCAGGCUUCCAACGAACCUAGAGGGGCAGAACCUGCAGGUACCUCGAACGUGAAGCAGUUCUAUCCGCGGUCAGCAGUGCUGAUUCGGGCAUGGAGCGGGCUUGAUUGGACGCCAAACCACCGGGAGUAUCUCCGGGCCUUAAUAAUGGAGCUAUCUUUACAUUCUGGGGGCGAGUACGAAGUUUACCUUCUAAUUCAUGUCAAGGAAGACGAGAUGCCAAUUUUCUCCAAUGCCGAGACUAUCAAUCGGCUCAGGAAUCACAUCCCUAAGGAGUUUCGGAAUAUGGCGCUUUUCUUCAACACAAAGUUACUGGAAGCUUGGUAUCCUAAGAUAAAGGAACACAGUCCUAAGCUGCAACAUCAUCAACCCCUGCAAAUAUUUUCACAGCUCUAUCCCCAUUUCGACUACUAUUGGCAGCUCGAAUUAGAUAGCCGUCUCACAGGACAUAGCUACCACUUCCUGGACCGUGCGGCCUCAUUCGCGAGACAACAACCUCGCAAAUAUCUCUGGGAACGAAACGCCUACUUCUACACACCAGGAGUCCACGGCAAUUGGAGCCAAUUUACCCAAAUGGUGCAUGAAAGUCUAUCAGGCAAGUCAGACAGCACAGUCUGGGGCCCAGUAUCCGGCACAGGGAUCAGGUCUUUGGGGCCCGACCCCCCAGUCCCCCACCCUGACAACGACAGCUACACCUGGGGUGUCGGCGAAGAAGCAGACUUCAUCACCUUCCUGCCCAUUUUCAACCCAAAGGACACACAAUGGACGUUUCCCCACAAAAUAUGGAACUUUAAAUACGGCGACGAGACCCCACGCCGCGCAGCAGUCAUUACAAUGGGCCGGUACUCCAAGCGUCUGCUCGACCUGAUCCACGACUCACAGGCAGGAGAGGGCCUGGGCCUUGCGUCAGAGAUGACGGGUGCCUCGUGGGCGCUGUUUCAUGGUCUCAAGGCUGUGUAUGUCCCCCACCCCAUUUACGCGGAUGGCCACUGGACGCCGCAGGAACUGGGGCGUAUCUAUAAUCCUGGUCCGCCAGAAAAUAUAAAUGGUGGUCCUGAUAGUAUUUGGAACUUUGACCAUAUAUUUGACCACAUCACCUACCGCCUCUCCUACAUGUUUACCACGCAUACCGCAGAGGACUUGUACAGGCGAUGGCUGGGUUACGGGAGUCGGCUGUAUAAGGAUGUGAUAAUGUCGUCUGACGACCGCUUUGGCCGGCAUUGCUUUCCCUCUAUGUUCCUUCACACUAUCAAGAACACAGCCCAAGAGAUGGGACCGGAAAAGCCAGUUCCAUAA
This is a messenger RNA of Aspergillus versicolor CBS 583.65, 1593 nucleotides long. Its product is annotated as DUF3405 domain-containing protein. The transcript is spliced from 3 exons. Bases 1 to 1593 code for a protein of 530 amino acids. The record is from RefSeq and is a predicted model, not a curated record. Lineage: Eukaryota; Fungi; Ascomycota; Eurotiomycetes; Eurotiales; Aspergillaceae.